Molecule: messenger RNA, 1052 nt
Organism: Polistes dominula (European paper wasp)
Lineage: Eukaryota; Metazoa; Arthropoda; Insecta; Hymenoptera; Vespidae
Product: UPF0598 protein CG30010
Source: RefSeq, a predicted model, not a curated record
GUUGUAAUUAUUUUACAAUAUAACCUCUUUCGUGAUAAUCGAUAUCGAGAUACGAUAUCGAUUGUUGGAGGACCACAGCAGACUGACUUACAUACACAUAAUCAAAUACGUAUAUGUGAAGUGAAGAUAACGUUGGUGUAUGUGUAUGUGUGUGUGUAUGUAUGUAUGGUAUACCAUGCGCCAUUCAAAGGAUUGCGCAAAAUUUACUUACACUAUGAUAUUAGAAUUAAUAAACAAUGAGAUUCUAAUUACUUCGCGUCAAUAGCUUUAGUUUAACCAUAAUACAAAGUCAAGGUAAAGAAGUGUGAUUGUUAAAAUUGUAAUCAUCACAAACAUGUUUACUUUAACCAAUAUAUGUUUUAAUAAAGUAAUUACGAAUGCAAGAAAAUGUUUUAUCUAUAAUAAAUGUAAAAGAGGUUGUAAAACUUAUGUGCAAGGUCAAUCACCAGAACCACGUAUAAGGGAAUAUUUUUAUUAUAUUGAUCAUCAAGGCAUGUUAUUUUUGGAUGAUGUACGUAUUAGAAAUUUUACAUCCUGUUUCAAAGACAAAAAAUUUUUGACAUUUUUCUUCCAACGACUCAAAAUAAAUGAUACUGGACGAUACAUGGAAGAAUUUCCAUACAUCUCUCUAUGUGGUUUAGAAAGGAACUUUGUUAAGUGCGAUGAUCUUCCCAUAGUAUUCACGAAAAUCAUGGAAAAAUAUAAUGUAGAACUUGAUCAAAAGAAGGAUUGGUUUGGUUAUUCGUAUGCCGAAAAAUUACUUAGGGUACCAUUUGAACCAGAAAAAUUAUUAAUGGACCCUACAACAGGUAGAGUGUAUCAUCCUGCUCCUGAAAAAGUAGGAGGUAUUGGCCUAGUAAGAUCUAAAAUUGCUAUUGAAUUGAGUAUUCAUUUUUGUUUUGAAAAUGGAGAAGAUCAAGGUCCAACUCAUUUUCAAUGGAAAGAUAAAAAAUACUCGAUCGAUAAUGAAUGGUACAAAAACAGUAUAAAAUAUAAAGAUAAAUAGAUAUAGAUUAUUAUUUUCCUAAUAUGUAUAUUUUUCUAUGUUCGUA